UUAAGAACUUUUGUGGACUGGCCAGCGAAUGCUCCGAUCGAUUCAGCACGAAUAGCAAAAGCCGGAUUUUAUUAUACCGGACAUGCCCUCGAACACUUGUAAUGUCCCCCUGAUACCAGUAUCUAUUAAUACUCCUGAAACGGGAUCGUCGUCAACGGAAAUUUCACAGGACAAUAAUAUACUUGAAUGUCAGUCCUCGAGAUCUUGCCUAGAUACAGAACAAGAUUAUAGAGUUAUAUCUCACAGAUUACAAACCUUCACCAAUUGGCCAAUUUCUUCCAUUGUAUCACCUGAAAAACUCGCCAAAGCUGGAUUUUAUUAUCUUCAACAAGAGGACAAAGUGCAAUGUGUAUAUUGUAGUGGUAUUUUGCAAAAAUGGGCUCCCGGUGAUACACCAGAAGCAGAGCAUAGAAAACAUUUUCCUAACUGUGAUUUUUACCUUCACCAAACCGAAGAUGACAAUGUAUAUCUGACUAAUGUAAAAGUGAUGCCUGGUACGACAUCGAGCUUGUCAGAAUUAGGAAUACAGAUGCACACAAUUCCUAAGAAACCAUAUUAUUCAACAUAUGAGGGAAGACUACGUAGUUUUAAUGGUUGGCCAGAAAAUCUUAAUCAAACUCCUGAAGUCUUAGCUAGCGCAGGAUUCUAUUAUUAUGGAUCAGAGGAUAGAGUUAGGUGCUUUCAUUGUGACGGUGGGUUGAGAAAGUGGGAGGCAACAGAUGAUCCAUGGACAGAACAUGCUAGAUGGUUUCCCAAAUGUGGAUUUGUAAAUCUCAUACGAGGAUCGCAAUUUAUCAAACAAUGUGUUGACAGUAGGCCACCUUUAGACGAAUCAAUACUUACAGGUGGAACAGAAAAAGAUGGAAAUGGAGAGGUAGCUGAAAUGUCAUCUAAUUCUUCGCCUAUAACUUCAUCAGAGGUCACAGAGGAAGUGUUGGAAAGAUUAUUGGAAAGUCCACCA
Messenger RNA from Ceratina calcarata, 961 nucleotides. It is a transcript of the gene Diap2, whose product is annotated as Death-associated inhibitor of apoptosis 2. Lineage: Eukaryota; Metazoa; Arthropoda; Insecta; Hymenoptera; Apidae. The annotation marks the transcript as partial. The record is from RefSeq and is a predicted model, not a curated record. Gene Ontology annotation, molecular function: ubiquitin protein ligase activity; cysteine-type endopeptidase inhibitor activity involved in apoptotic process. Gene Ontology annotation, cellular component: nucleus; cytoplasm. Gene Ontology annotation, biological process: negative regulation of apoptotic process; regulation of cell cycle; positive regulation of protein ubiquitination. The transcript has 6 exons.